Pieris napi is the source of this 5964-nucleotide messenger RNA. RefSeq names its product hornerin (gene prc). The transcript is spliced from 6 exons. NCBI's taxonomy places the organism in Eukaryota, Metazoa, Arthropoda, Insecta, Lepidoptera, Pieridae. Bases 12 to 5774 code for a protein of 1920 amino acids. The record is from RefSeq and is a predicted model, not a curated record.
AGUGAGGUCAGAUGAGAAUUGUCAGAGUGGACAAGACAGGCAUGCGGGCAACUCGCGCGAGUCUGCCCUUAGUGGCCCUUGUUUUCCUUUUUACACAAACGCAUGCGCAGAAAUACAUACUUUGCAAAUCACAUGGAUCAGAAGAUUGUCAAUUAUACUCAUCGGAUAAAGAUGACAACAUCGUAACAUCACCAUUUCACGUGUGUGGUGCAAUCAGCUCAUUGGGAGUGACGAGAUUGCGUGACCAAUUUCACACGAUCGAACCACUUGGAAUCGUUAAGGAAUAUACAAAAAAUAUAUUUUGCAAAAGAGUUGUUUAUGUCCACUCUGUUAAUCAGCACGAACCAAUUGAUUAUUUUCGUAAUCGGCAUUCGAGAGCUCCAAGACAGGCAACCUUUACUCCCCGAGGAAAAUAUCGAGGCCAAACUCAGUCACAAUACUUGGCUAUAGAUAGAGGAAAUUCAAAAGAUGAGGGCAAGGCGGAGGCCCAUUCUGCAGCAGAUUCUUCAAGGGCAAGUGUUAGUGGUAACAGCGGCAUGGGCCAGGCACAAAGCCAGUCCAUUUAUGAUCCGAGUUGCGAUGAUUGCUACGGCGCACCAAGAAAGGAAGUCGAAAGCUUAAGACAUCAACCGGGAAGAACAACAGAUUACGGUCCGAGCUGGUCUGGUACUGGACCUGAGUAUUCAUCGCGAUAUCCUGGAGGAACUAGGCAUCCAGGCCUAUCACCUGAUACUUCCUUAUAUAACCCUGAUCGAACAGGUUUAAAUAGUCCAAAUGGAUAUGUUGGUAAUAGUUACAGACCAGAUGGAAAAGUUACACCAGUGUCUGACAAUCAACGAACCGGUUAUGGCCCUGGCGGGGAUAGUAAUGGUCCAUCUUAUAAUUAUGGUCCUCGAGGCUCAGGAUCCAGUUAUCCUGGCAGCAAUGGUUAUGGACCAGGAAAAGAUAUCCAAUCAGGUGGAGUCGGUCCAGAUACACCAUAUAGAAAUGGCGAAAUUCCCUCAGACAGAUUUGGAGGACAAACAGACAGGUCUAUUCCAAGUGGCAAUUUUCCUAAAAGUCACACAAACCCAUUAAAUACAGGUAAUAAUUAUGGUUUGCAACAGAAUGGCUACCCGGUUCAGGCCGGUGGUCACAAUGGUAUGCCUAUACACGAUUUAAAUGACCAAAACAAAUAUCCAACUCCAGAUGGCAGGGGCGAACAAAGUUCACGGGGAAAUUACAUACCAAACGUACCAGGUCAAACUGGAAAGAAUAAUAAUAACAUGCAACACUAUCCAAAUAAUUAUAAUCAACCUACUUCCGGUAAUCCCAAUGAUGGUUCGUAUUACAAUCCAAGACCAAGUGGGCCUUACUCUCCAGGACAAAGAGGAGGAGAAAGUUAUGUACCGAGUGGGUCGUCUUUACCACCUGGUCAACUAAAUGCUUUUAAUCCAAAAACAAGCCCUGAUAAUGUACUACCGGGAGCUAACGGCCAAGCACUUGUUCCUCAGCAGACUCCAACAGGUAUAGCUAAUUAUGAUCGGAACAGAUAUCCCCCUGGUUCAUAUGUGUCAGGCGACACCAGGGGGAAUUGGCCCCCUACAGGCCCAUUCCACGGGCCUGAUGGAAAAACUUAUGUUUGUUGUGAAGUACCUGGAGCGACAAAACUACAAAGUGCUUAUGGUCAAAAUAGUGGAGGCAGCCCCAACAAUCUAUUAGCUCCAGGAAUAACUCAGCCUGGAGGAAAUUAUGGAUCUGAAGGACCAGGAGAAGGUCAUAAUGUCCAAAAUGGACCUAGACAAUAUAGUCCAGAACAUGUAAGUGGUUUUAGACCGGGCGGAGAGUACCAAUAUCCAAGUAGUAAAUAUACUCCUCCAGUGAAUCAAUUUGUUCCUGGAAACGCUGGCUACGAUGCAGGUGGAGAGUAUUAUCCAAGGGGUCAAUAUUUACCUGGGAGCGGAUCACAAUCAGGCGUCGUAGGUCCAGGCAGGCAAGACACCUCCAGAAGUAGUCCUGGUACAGGAACCGGUGGACAUUACAUUCCUGGGAGAAAUGGAGAACCAGGAACUGAAAAUCUUGGAAGUCAAUUCUCUCCUGGAAGUAGUCUGGCUACAGGAUCAGGGAAUAAAUAUAUUCCUGGAAGAGAUACAGGUUCCGGAACUGGAGGCCCUGGAGGUCAAUACUCUCCAGGUACUGGUCAAACUACAGGAUCAGGUGGACAAUACAUUCCUGGAAAAGGUAUAGGGUCCGGGACUAGAGGCCCUGGUGAUCAAUAUCCUUCUGGUGCUGGUCCUUCUACAGGAUCAAGCGGACAAUACAUUCCUGGAAGAGACAUGAGUUCCGGGACUGGCGGACCUGGAGGUCAAUAUUCUCAUGGUAUUGGUCCUUCUACAGGAUCAGGUGGAAAAUACAUUCCGGGAAGAGAUAUGGGUUCCGGGAAUGGAGGCCCUAGAGGUCAAUAUUCUCCUGGUACUAGUCCUUCUACGGGAACAGGUGGACAAUAUAUUCCUGAAAGAAAUAUGGGUUCCGGGACUGGAGGUCCUGACGGUCAAUAUUCUCCUGGUACUGGUCCUAGUACAGGAUCUGGUGGACAAUACAUUCCUGGAAGAGAAAUAGGUUCUGGAACUGGAGGCCCUGGAGGUCAAUAUUCUCCUGGUACUGGUCCUUCUACAGGACCAGGAACACAAUACAUUCCUGGACUAAAUAUAGGUUCUGGAACUGGGAGCCCUGGAGGGCAAUAUUCUCCUGGUCCUAUUACAGGAUCAGGUGGACAAUACAUUCCUGGAAGAGAUAUGGGUUCGGGGACUGGAGGCCCUGGAGGUCAAUAUUCUCCUGGUAUUGGUCCUUCUACAGGAUCAGGUGGACAAUAUAUACCUGGAAGAGAUACAGGUUUCGAAACUGGAGGCCCUGGAGGUCAAUAUUCUCCUGGUACUGGUCCUUCUACAGGAUCAGGGGGACACUACAUUCCUGGAAGAGAUAUGGGUUCCGGGACUGGAGGUCCUGGCGGUCAAUAUUCUCCUAGUACUGGUCCUACUACAGGAUCUGGUGGACAAUACAUUCCUGGAAGAGAAAUAGGUUCAGGAAAUGGAGGCCCUGGAGGUCAAUAUUCUCCUGGUACUAGUCCUUCAGGAUCAGGUGGACAAUACAUUCCUGGAAGAGAUAUGGGUUCCGGGACUGGAGGACCUGGAAAUCAAUAUUCCCCUGGUACUGGUCCUUCUACAGGAUCGGGUGGACAAUACAUUCCUGGAAGAGAUACAGGUUCCGAAACUGGAGGCCCUGGAGGUCAAUAUUCUCCUGGUACUGGUCCUUCUACAGGAUCAGGGGGACACUACAUUCCUGGAAGAGAUAUGGGUUCCGGGACUGGAAGUCCUGGCGGUCAAUAUUCUCCUAGUACUGGUCCUACUACAGGAUCUGGUGGACAAUACAUUCCUGGAAGAGAAAUAGGUUCUGGAAUUGGAGGCCCUGGAGGUCAAUAUUCUCCUCACACUGGUCAUUCUACAGGAUCAGGUGGACAAUACAUUCCUGAAAGAAAUAUGGGUUCCGGGACUGGAGGCCCUGGCGGUCAAUAUUCUUCUGGCACUGGUCCUUCUACAGGAUCAGAGGGACAAUACAUUCCUGGAAGAGAUAAGGGUUCGGGGACUGGAGGCCCUGGAGGUCAAUAUUCUCCUGGUACUAGUCCUACUACAGGAUCAGGUGAACGUUAUAUUCCUAGAGGAGGUUCCGGGUCAGAAACCAGUAGCUCAGGAGGCCCGUUUAAUCCUGGUCAAUACGAUCUUGCUAAUGGUGCACCUUCUGGUCGUGAAGGGCAAGGGACUAAUUACAGGCCUGAUUCGGGAACUGGAGGUGGAAGUGGUCAGUAUAAACCUAGUUUGACUGGGUCCGACGUUAGCUUACCUAGUGGACAAUCUCUCCCCGAAAAUAAAUACGGUUAUGGAAACAGUCCUGAUAAAGUAGGAGGAGGACCGAAUAGCCCAUAUGGAAAUCCUGGAUCAAUUGGAAGCGACGCUACUGGGCGGUAUCCAAAUGGCCAGACUGGCACGCAAUAUGAGGUUGGAGGAACAAACCCUACAUACAAUAAUGUACCACAAAAUUAUGUUGAUCCCCAGUCUGUCGCUGAUGAUGACGAUUCAGAAGCAGAAGCAGUUGUAUCUCAAGCAAUCAAUGGAACAACGGCCAGUGCAACUUCAAAGGGAGGAAAUGAUAAAGCGCGUGCUCAAACUCAUGUGCAAGGAACAUAUUCAGGAAGUGGUUCAUUUCAAGCACAAGCACAAAUAGCUGGUGAAAACAAAGAGGCUGAAAGCGAGGUAACUGGAGGCAAGAAAGGAGCGUCAAGUUCAGCAACUGGAAGUGGGCGUAACAAUAAAUCUCAAGCAAGUGUUCAAUUAGGAUCUGAGACAGGAGCUGUACAAACUAAUUCCCAGAGUAGUGGUGCAAUGCAUUCUUCUAACUCACAAGUACAAGGCAGCGUUAAGGGAGGUACAGCUGAUGCUCAAGCGCGUGGUCCUGGCAGCACAUCGUCGCAAGCACAAAUUGGAUUCACCCCAUACAAAGAUAGUGAAAAGUCAAAGCACGAUCUUCAGAAAAUUCCAUUUGUCGGUGGGGGAAUGGCAUCAGCCCAAUCAAGUGGGCGAACUGGUCAGUCACAAUCUCAAUUACAUGGUACCUUUAAAUAUGGUAUAACAUACAAUGGUGCAGCUCAGGCUGGGGCUAGUAUUGAUAAGGAUGCCAUAUUUCCAAAUAGAUUAGCAUUUGAAAAAAUAGAUGUCUUCAAUGAGAAAGAUAAGAAUAUAAACGUUGAUCUCACUGAACCACCACCGGAACUAGAAACUGAAAAAACACCCGAGACAACGCCAGCACUUCCAGAACUAGUAGUGGAAGAACAAAAAGAGGAAGAAGUAACAACAACGGAAAAGAGCUUCGAUGAAACAUUAACAGAUUCAGAAAGUAAAUAUGAUGCUCAUCCCCACGCUGACCAUCAUUCUUAUGAGACCACACCAUCGGAAUCUACUUUAACAGAUAACAGGAGAUCAUUCCACAAUUAUUAUGGCACCGAAUACGAUACGUACACGACAGAUAAAGACGACACUGACGAUUAUGAUCCAGAAAGCGCUUUUAUACCAGACGGAACGGAAGUUGAUCAAGGAGCCGAGUUUCCUAGUUAUGACGAAUACAGAGGAGAUGCCACCCAUCAAUCUCUACAAAGCCCAAGAAAGGGAGUAGAUGUGCAUCAAAGCACGGGUGGUAAUACGCAACACAUUGUUCUGGGAUCUCUUAAAAAGCACGACGCCGAAAUAACGCAGAAAAGUUCGGAAAGGCCAGACGAAAAAAGAAUAUACCAGCCUGGGGAGCGUGUGCCGGGCACAGGAGGAUAUACUAUACCCAUCGGCUUUACAGGAAGUGUGAAAUCAGUUGCUUCAAAAGACAAGACGUACGUAGUCGGGUCUAGGGAUUCUCCAUCUCAAGCACAGACCGUCACUCUUACUCCUGGCACGGGAAAAGUAAGGUAUACCUAUCCUUCGAGUUACGGUAAAUACGUCCAUCCAACGAACUUACGUUCACUCAAUAGUAAACGUGAUGACGACCGGUACGUUUCCAUGUCUAAAUCGGUGACCCGAGAUUUGGACAAUGACAAUAAUAUAAGAAAACAAUAUUCUCACACUUACUACACAAAGUCGUCCUCCUGUGGCUACUUCACUUUCACGUGUACAAUGGUAAGUAGCGCCGAAGGAAAGAAGAAAGUAUGUAAACCGAAAAUACCAACCAAUCCCGAUGGUACGCCAAUAAGGUGCUAAUGUGAAAAAUACUGAUACUGUAGUUUUAUACACUCAAUGCUACUUAAUAUUGUAUUUUUAAUUACAGACUUUGGGGAGGUCCUUAGUAUUUUAAUUAUUUGUGAAUAGAUUCAAUUACUGUAAAAUAUACUUAGGCAAUUGAGGAAUGUAAAUAGUGUAAUUAAGUGAAGAUUAAAAAUAUACUAUAUAA